Messenger RNA from Labeo rohita (rohu), 2253 nucleotides. RefSeq names its product solute carrier family 39 member 1 (gene slc39a1). Gene Ontology annotation, biological process: zinc ion transmembrane transport. The record is from RefSeq and is a predicted model, not a curated record. Lineage: Eukaryota; Metazoa; Chordata; Actinopteri; Cypriniformes; Cyprinidae. Gene Ontology annotation, molecular function: zinc ion transmembrane transporter activity. Gene Ontology annotation, cellular component: plasma membrane. Bases 224 to 1129 code for a protein of 301 amino acids. The transcript has 4 exons.
GAACGACUGACAAACAUGUAGCGAGUCGGCAGAUGUUCAACUGAUCAGAAUGAGCCGCUGAACUGUCAUAAACUACAAAUCAUGGGGUUCAUCAUUCAAAGACAGUGUUCUGUAUUGGAACAUUUAGAUAUAUAUUAUUAAUCACUAAUUGACAGAGGCGGGUUGUCCUCCCUCUCUUAUUUGUUUACGUCUAGUUUCAUUUUUAUAUUAAUUUAUCGUCGCGAUGGAUUACCUGCUACAGGUGAAAGUUGGAGCUCUGGUUGGGGUGCUGGUUUUAACUUUGAUUUUUGGUUUCAUCCCAGCGCGGAUGAAAUGGUUUCGAGAGUCUAGUGGAACAGAAACCCACAGGGCCGUGCUGAGUUUUGUGAGCUGCUUCGCAGGUGGUGUCUUCCUGUCAGCCUGUUUGUUAGACAUCAUCCCAGACUACCUUUCCGACAUACGUGAUAAGCUACAAAAACAAGGCCUUGAUGAGGGCUUCCCGCUUGCAGAGUUCAUCAUAGCAUGUGGCUUCUUCACAGUCUUGAUCCUGGAAAAAAUGGUUCUGAGCUGCACCGAGGGCCACAGAAAUGAGGAGACGGCUCCUCUUUUAGCUCCCGCAGGUCACGGGCAUGCCCAAGGGCGUCACUCGCUGAAUGAUCUGGAGAGCAGCGGUCACCACGUCCACGUGGAUCUUCACGCGCACUCGUCCUUCCGCUCCUUCAUGCUCUUCUUGUCUCUUUCUCUUCACUCUGUGUUUGAAGGCUUGGCCAUUGGGUUGCAGACCACGGACACUAAGGUGUUGGAAAUCUGUAUCGCUAUCCUGGUCCACAAGAGCAUCAUUGUCUUCAGUCUGUCUGUGAAGCUGGUUCAGAGCGCGGUCAGGCCCAUGUGGGUGGCGCUCUACGUGACCGUCUUCGCUGUGAUGUCUCCUCUCGGCAUUGGCGUCGGCAUCUCGGUGAUCGAGGCUCAGCUGGAGUCCGGGGCUUUCAUCCAGGCGGUGCUGGAGGGGCUGGCGGCUGGGACGUUUGUCUACAUCACCUUCUUAGAGAUCCUUCCCCAUGAACUGAACUCCCCUGAGCGGCCUCUGCUCAAAGUGCUUUUCCUCUUGUGUGGUUUCUCAGUAAUGGCUGGUCUGUGUUUCCUGGGCUGAAAAACACUUUUCAUUUUUUCGUGCCCCGUGACCAGAACGCUAGAGCUCCGAGGAAAUCACGCUCAGUGAGAUUUCGUAAACUGCAUGUGAUUUUAAGAAAACAAAAGGCACAGUUUCCUUGUUUUGUAGAGGAACUGAUUUAUACAAGCACAAAGAUGCUGAUGUUUUCAAAAAACUUUUACCAGAUCAGUUUUCAGUUUUAAAUGACUUUUAUAGUGGAGAAACAUUUCAGCAUUGAGGAACAUAGUAUUUGACAUGCAAAUGGAGACCUUUUUUUACUUAGCCGUUUUUUUUUAACUUAACACAUUUUAUCAGUGAAUUUGUUUCCAUGCCAUUUUUGUGUUUUCUCAUUGACUUUCAUAACACUAUCCAUAAACUACCAACAUUUUUAUUCAUUUUUAAAUCAAUUUUUAUUCAUUUUCAAACAUUAUGAACACUGACUGAAAUAUUUCUGUAUGUUACAUACAGUUAUUCAGUAUAUACACAUGUCCCGUUCCCCUUUGCGUGCCACAUUUCCUGCAAAUUCAACAGGCAGCCAAAUGUUUUGACUGAAUAUUUUGGACUCGUGAUCAUGUAAAUUAUUUGAUGAGAUUUCACAGUAAAACGAGACAAAAUGGGCUAACUAGUAUUGUUUAUUUUUAAAGAACACAUAUAUACACAUUCCAUAAUCAUAAUAAUAUGUGCAAUAUAAGCAAUAUAAAUAUAUUUGCAUUUCAAACUAGUGAAAACAGCAUGCAGUUUUAGUGUUUUGCUUUUGGCAAAUGGCAUGUUACUGAUUCAAGUGAUUUUACUACACUAGCACUAAAUCAUCUGAAAGUUAAUGUUUAAGUAUUUUAAAUGACGUCAGUGGCUUUCGUUUAGUUUGCUUUGUUUUAACACGCUGUGGGGUAGUAAAAAGAUGUGAAAAAUGGUUCAAACUUGCAAUACCACAUUUAGCCUCCAGGUGUCAGACUUGUACACAAUGUCGGUAAAGUAUUGACUGUGUUUGGAAUUGCAUGCUACUUGUAUGUAGAAGAUGAACUUGCUACUUUUGUCAAAAUGACAGAGCUCAAGCUUGAGAAAUUGUAUCCCACAAUGCAAUGUGCUAAACUUUCUUUUUCCAGUGUAAUGAACCUGUAAUCUUA